This is a messenger RNA of Trichoplusia ni (cabbage looper), 5020 nucleotides long. RefSeq names its product receptor-type tyrosine-protein phosphatase N2 (gene IA-2). Gene Ontology annotation, molecular function: protein tyrosine phosphatase activity. The coding region runs from base 598 to 3705 and encodes 1035 amino acids. NCBI's taxonomy places the organism in Eukaryota, Metazoa, Arthropoda, Insecta, Lepidoptera, Noctuidae. Gene Ontology annotation, cellular component: secretory granule. Gene Ontology annotation, biological process: protein dephosphorylation. The transcript has 23 exons. The record is from RefSeq and is a predicted model, not a curated record.
UCUAUUAGCGGGACCACGAAGCCGUGUUAUCGUAUCAACGUCAUUUGCAUGCAGGGUGCUGCGAUAACUGAGCGUGGGCGAUGCCUCUACCUAACAUGUUUCCUAUUCACUCAAACGUGAUACUUCCAAUAAAUUAUACGUAGCUGUAGCUCUCAGUGCAUAACCUAAGAACUCUUAAACCUAUCGAGUAAAUGUACUAGUAGGUAGCUAUAGGUAAAUCGAUAGUUAUGUAAUCGAAACUUUGUAAGCUCUCCAUUUUUCAUGAAAGUUUUGAUAAGCCUUAAUUGUUGUUUGCGUGGAGUGGCUCAAGUGUAGAGGGCCGUGGAGUCCAGUGCUAAUAUCGCGUUAUCUAAUGAUGAUUGGUGUGUAACAUCGAGUCGGUGCGUCGUUAUGUAGGCGGCGAAGUGGCAGCACGUGAAUGGACGGGCGCGGGAUCGAUAGAGCCGAGUGCGCAGGCUCGCGCGCGGCCACUCAGCUGGCGCCCCGCGACACCCGCGACUCCAGCAACUCGUGCCUCAGUGUCCACAGUGAGCGAGCUAAGUGUAUCAGCUGUAUCUCGAAUAUGUUCCAGUGUUAUCGGCGGCUCUAAACGAUGUAAUGAGCCGCCUGUCAAUACGGCAGGCCCUCUGGGCGCUGGCGAUGCUCAGCACGCUGGCGCCCUCGCAUGCCGAUGGAAACAUAGGUUGCUUAUUUAGCUCAUCAUUAUGCGUCGAAGGCGUGGAGUGGUGUUACGACGAUUUCGCCUUCGGUAAAUGCAUACCAGUCUAUGAGCGGGAAGUAGAAGACGGUUCCCUGUACCGGUUCGACAUGAGCUCGGAACAGCUGCAGUGGUUCGAGGGCGAGUUGCAGCGGCUUGCUUCUCGCGGCUACCGCUGGGAGCAUGCCUACACGCAGUGCGUGCUGCAAGCCAUGCUCUACACCCUGAGACAAAACCUCGACCCUGCAACCGUCAAUACCAAGAUUUGCGAACAUUUUACUGACCCCAAACUAAGUGCAGACACAACGGAAACCGAUGAAGAAAACGUAGAAGUUGAACCAGAUGAGACAGCUUACGUUCGAUUUACACCUAAUUCCCCUCUCACAGACUCUGAUUUUGCUAACGAGGUGUAUAAUCCUCCUUUCACGCCUGACGACGACCCGACUCCUUUAAUUGCUAAAGAAGUCGACCUCCCCUAUGAAGGACCAUCAAACGACAAGAUUCGCGACAUUAUGAUAAUGGGUGAAAAUGACGAUUCGCCCGUAAUCGUGCCUUUCUCAGGAUUUAGGGAAAGGCUCCAAGCUGAGAAAGAAGCAAAAACAAUGAACGACGACGACUCUCUACCUGCCGUUAUUAUUGACAAAGAGAAGAAAUCCAUACCUGACAUUCUUAGUGAAAAUGAGCCUGAUAUUGGUUUGACGGAUGAGGAACGUGUGGGGGCCCACUAUCGAAAGUUUAAAACCAAGCCUCCCCCAUUCACUGCGGAGUAUAUCACAAGCAACAGGUUCUCUCCUCUUGACGAAGAAAUUCGUUCCCACGCUUGGAAGAAUUAUAAACAGAGCUUUGCAGAGAAACAUUUCCCUUUCGAGUACGAGAACCCUGGCGAGUUACCGGAACAACGGAUGUAUUCUGAUGAGGAGGGUCUUGAAGAGUUUCCCAUGGAUGCUGGCAGUGGGGAACUUGAUCCUUACCACAUCAAAGAUAAAACAAACGAAUUGAACCCUAAAAAUUCCAAACAAGUGGAAUAUUUUAUGAAGUACUGGCGAGAUCUCAUUGACUCUAAGCAGCAGCCCCAUGGCGCAUUGUACGCCGAGGGAGGCCCGCUCCGAGCUGACGAGCUGCAGGGUGAAAAUCCCAAAUUAUAUCCCGAGGAUAUUCAAGAUUUGCUUAAUAACGAAUGGGGCUUUAAGCGUAGGGAAAGAGACGAUGUUAAAAAGCCUGGGCCACGCCUGGACGCAAAGACAUUAAAGAUUUUAUACCACAAUAAAUCAGUGACAGCACAUGGAAUGCAUCCCCCUGAAAAGAACGCAAAGUCUGGCGACCACGACCAUAACGAUUACGAUUAUGAUCCUUCAUACGCCUACGUCUUGUUUAAAAACAGGUUCCUAACUGACUGGGAGAAAGGCAUCUCAUUUAUUUCAAGACUAGAAGAAAUGCUUGGUUUAGAGAAAAACACUUUUACAAAUCCUCGGGUGGAUCCAAGUGAAGUUACGUUUAAAGUUGAGAAAAACAGCAAAGGUUAUCAAGCUGUUGAUGUGGCCCGUCGCGUCGACAACAUCAAGGAUGAUUUACGGCGUGAGACGGGAGCACAGAUUCUUUCCACUGGAAUUGGUGAUCGCGUAAGUGUAAGUAAGCGUCCAGUUAGUGUGCUUAUGGAUGCUCCUGACCAGCUAAUAUUCGGUCUGGAGCCACCCGUAUUCUUAGCACUAACUGGAAGUCUGUCAGUUUUACUGAUCGGGGCUGUGAUCUUUGCUAUACUAUUGAAACGAGAUAUGAGCGUCAAGCGGAAGAUGCAGGGUCUCUCUUCCGCUGCUGAUAUUGACGCAGAAGCUACAAGAGAUUAUCAGGAGUUAUGUCGUGCUCGCAUGUCGGGCAAAUGGACCGGCCAGCAGACAGCAGCGGCGCCCCCGCACCCUGCCGAGCCGGCUCAACGGAUCACUUCGCUUUCUAAGGAACCCGAAGGCAACUCUCCGUCGACUCGAUCAAGCACUUCUUCUUGGAGUGAGGAACCGGCAUUAACCAAUAUGGAUAUCUCUACUGGACACAUUGUUUUGGCGUACAUGGAAGAUCAUCUCCGCAAUAAAGAUCGUUUGGAGCAAGAAUGGCGCGCUCUGUGUGCAUAUGAGGCCGAACCUUGUGCCACUACAGCUGCCCUGAAACAAGAGAACACUGGCAAGAACCGCUACGCUGACGUCAUGCCCUACGACCACUCCAGGGUUACGCUCAACACGCUGUCUAACCAUCUGGGAUCUGAUUAUAUCAAUGCAUCGACUAUUACUGACCACGACCCGCGCAACCCAGCUUACAUCGCGGCAGCAGGCCCUAUGGCCCACACCGCCCCCGACUUCUGGCAAAUGGUAUGGGAACAAGGCAGCGUCGUAAUGGUCAUGCUGACUCGCCUCACCGAAAAUGGACAACAACUGUGCCACCGCUACUGGCCUGAAGAGGGAUCUGAACUCUAUCAUAUCUACGAGGUUCACCUGGUGAGCGAGCACAUUUGGUGUGACGACUACUUGGUCCGAAGCUUCUACCUGAAGAACCAGCGCACUGGCGAGACCCGGACUGUCACGCAGUUCCACUUCCUCUCCUGGCCAGAGAAUGGCGUACCAUCAUCCACCAAGGCUCUGCUCGAAUUCAGGAGAAAAGUGAACAAGUCGUACAGAGGCCGCUCGUGCCCCAUCGUGGUCCACUGCAGUGAUGGCGCCGGCCGCACAGGCACUUAUUGCCUGAUCGACAUGGUACUGAACCGCAUGGCUAAGGGCGCCAAGGAGAUCGACAUCGCGGCCACCCUGGAGCAUAUCCGAGACCAGCGCACGCGCACUGUUGCCACCAAGCAACAGUUCGAGUUCGUGCUGAUGGCUGUCGCUGAAGAGGUCCACGCUAUCCUCAAGGCUUUACCGGCUCACCUGCAACAACUGCAAGAGAAAAAAGACAAAGACAAGGAAAAGGAAAAAGAUAAGGAUAAGGAAACCCAAAAAGAUGGCAGUGACAAGGAAAAGGCCAACUGAACCGCGCACGCAACAUGAACACGUUAUGUUAAACAUAUGUUAAGUAAUUAUUGUGGAUUAAUGUAUUUCAAUCAACUCGGGGUUGAGAUCGCUACGUAAACGAAGUUAGGAACUCAUUUUGUUGCUAUUCAUUUCACAGCUUAUCGUAACUAUUGACUGUUAUAGAAACCCCAAGAACACAUUUCCAGGACUGCAUUAUUUAUAAACUUCUUGUUCUUUUUUCAAUUUUGGGUAUGGUUUCUUUUUCUGGACAUGACGCGGAUUUCAGCCAGUGUCUCUAAACCGAUCACCUCUACAUUUAGGUGUGCCGUAAAUGGCAUUUAUUUUUCUAUAAGCUUUUUAAUAUUUUAACGUUAAAAUCACAUGAGCCUAUUUAUAUUUAGAAAUUAAAGGACACAAACUACUUCUUAUUUUACUGUAGCGUUGUUUUUUUUAGCUUGUUAAUGGAGUGUUGGAGACAUGGUCAAUUGUUAGCGUAUCAGCUAGUAGCCGUACGAAAGAGAUUCGUUUUCGUUGCUUAUGUUUAGAUUUAUUAAUAUUGUAAAAAUAAUAAAAAUAGUUGCUGAUUUACAUAGAGUGAUCUAAUGUAAGCUUAUCACCUAAAUGAUUCACAAAUGUAUAAUUUAGUUUUCGUUUUAAAUGUCAAGCAUAAAAUGCGUAUCCUGUGAAUUGAUCUAGUCAGUUAUGUUAGGCCAUUAGUUGGUUGAAUUAUAUUUAAUAAAUGUUUAUUUAUCUUGUACCUUAUUAGCUAUUUUAACUAUGGCCAGUCACCAAUUGUGAGUAAUAUGUAGCAUUGUUUUAAACACGAAAAGAAAGUAGUAACUAACUUUAAAAUUGUUAUCAAUUGUACUGACCGUAGUUAGAAUAAUUUAAUGUGAUUAAUUGCUUUCUGUUAAGUCAUUGUGUCUUUAAAAGUCUUUAAGUCAUAUUGUAAGUAAAUUGUUAUUAGAUCUACAUUUUGCGACUUAUAUACCUAGUACUUAUAACAACUACCAAAACGACCUAUAUCUUUUCCAAUCAUAUCCUGAAUAAACGGAAUACCUGAAUCAGAUUUAAAAAAUCUAAUAAAAUAUUUACAGAAUGUAGCGAAAACCAUAGACAUACUAUACGUGUUAUGUACGAGAUUUAUAUAAGAUAUAUUUAUUGCAUAUUAUGUGGAAAAAGUAAAAAAAAAUUAAACCUACCCACGAAAUUAUGGAUGUAGUAUUAGAUAUAAGGAAAAUAUAUUUAACCGUAUUUCUGUAUGAAAUUAUAUGUAGUUUUUAUGUGAAUGAUUGAAUAAUGGAUUUUGAUUAAAUUGUUUUAGGGAAUAAGA